CCCCCCCUCUCUCGCAGAAGUAGAUAGAGAGCAGCGAGGAGCAGAAGGAGCUGGGUGGCAGGAGGGAAGCAGCAGGGCUGUUGUUGAUUGAACAAAGGCAGGGAAGGAGCGCACAGUCCUGGGGUGAAGAGCUGCUGUGAAAUGCCUUGAAGGGAGCCUGCCAGUUACUCCUGCAGAGACCUGAAGGUGUGCUUCAGCAGAGGAUGGCAGGAGAUUCCCACGUCCUCAUGGACCACAGCAUGGAGACGGGAGUAACGCCUGCACAGGUGAAGAAGCUCCCUAAACAUCUGAGGGAGGCUCAGAUCUCAACAGAGAGAACCCACCUGAUUUCAGAACCAGUGAAGAAGCCGCGGCAGCGGUACGUGCAAAAGGACGGCAAGUGCAACGUUCAUCAUGGAAAUGUGCAAGAGACCUAUCGUUACCUCAGUGACUUGUUCACUACGCUGGUGGAUUUACGGUGGCGUUUUAGCCUUUUAAUUUUCACCUUAGUCUACGUAAUCAACUGGCUUUUCUUUGGAUUUCUUUGGUGGCUGAUUGCACUCAUCCGAGGAGAUCUGGUGCAUGGGGAUGAGAAGGACUGGACCCCUUGCGUAGAGAAUCUCAACAGCUUUGUCUCAGCUUUCCUUUUCUCCAUUGAGACAGAGACCACCAUUGGUUACGGCUAUCGCGUUAUCACAGAAAGAUGCCCUGAAGGUAUUAUACUGCUCUUGGUACAGGCCAUCUUGGGUUCCAUCGUUAACGCCAUAAUGGUUGGUUGCAUGUUUGUCAAGAUUUCACAGCCAAAGAACCGCGCUGAGACUCUCAUGUUUUCACACAACGCCGUCAUAUCGGUUCGAGAUAACAAGAUGUGCCUGAUGUUUCGGGUGGGGGACCUGAGGAACUCUCACAUCGUGGAGGCAUCAAUUAGAGCAAAGCUGAUCCGCUCACAACAGACCAAAGAGGGGGAGUUCAUCCCACUCAACCAGACUGACAUCAACAUUGGCUUUGACACGGGAGAUGACCGGCUGUUCUUGGUAUCACCACUCAUCAUCUCUCAUGAGAUUAAUGAAAGAAGCCCCUUCUGGGAAAUGUCGAUGGCUCAAAUGGAGAAGGAGGAGUUUGAGAUCGUCGUCAUCCUUGAGGGCAUGGUGGAGGCCACAGGUAUGACAUGUCAGGCUCGCAGCUCCUACCUGGACACUGAGGUGCUGUGGGGCUACCGCUUCACACCAGUUUUAUCUCUGGAGAAGGGCUUCUAUGAGGUGGACUACAACAACUUCCAUGAGGUCUACCAGACCAACACCCCAACCUGCAGCGCCAAGGAGCUAGCAGUUAAGUUCCGGGAUGAGCCACUUUUGCCUCAGCUUCCACUCUUAAGUCCCCAGCCCAAAGAGCGUACUUUUGAGUCCCUGAACCGCCUGUCACAACAGGAUCCUCUAAACCAGGAGGAGAUGGAGGAGGAGAGGGAUUUAAGGGGGGAGAAUAAUGGCUCGGCUGCUGCUCUGGGAGAGCUACCCCUGGCUGAUGGACUGCCAGACUGAAUGUCCCAAUCAGCCUAAACCCCAGGAGUGACUGGACAGUUUAACGCUUCUUUUAAUCAAUGGCCAUCCUGUUUCACUGCAGUUACUGGAGACAACAGACAUCUGACUCAUGCAAUAUUCCUCUAUGAGAGUCAAUCUAUAGCAUAAAUUGGUUUUGUAGGCAAAUAGGACGCAUACAUGUACAACAUCUGUCUACUCUUCAAGGUCUGUGGCUCAGAUUGUCUUUUUAAUAAUCAUUAUGACCACUAACUGCUAUGACUCAAGUUUUAUUACGUAAACCUGAGCUAAAUCUGGUAGCCCUGGCAGCACGCCAUUGGUUUAUUAUGAAUAUUCUCAUUUCAGGGUGUGUUAACUCAGCCUUAUUUAACCCCAUUGAGAACUCAUAACUCUGACAGCAGCUUAUUGUUCCCAUCUCCUUCAGCAUCGUUCAUCUGCAGCAAAUCUCUCACCUGACUAAAGAUAAAAGUUUUUUUUUUUGCAAGAAAUUCAAACAAUGUGUACGGGAACUAUAUUCCAGCUGAUAGCUUUUUGUUUCUUUGUUCAUAUUUUCACACCGGGAGCCUUGAUCCCUUAUAAUUAAAAAAAAAGUCCAUGACAGUACCUUUUAUAUGCAUUUUUAGACUUUUAUCAGUAAAAAUAGGCAAAUGCUGUAUAAGCUACUGACUUGACUCUUCCAAUAAUAAAAUCCUUCUAGAUUCUUUAAAGAUGUUAUUCUCCUUGCCACUGCGCAAGCCAAAACAAUAAAGCCAAGUCUCUUUUUCUUGGUAUAUAAAGCACAAUUUCCUAUGACGAGUCCAAAGUGACCCAACGCCCCGCUGAGCUUCUGCAGCUGGCUGAUGCAUGUCAGGUCAACAAUGCUAUCUAAAUGUGGGUUUGAAGAUUAAAUAAUUAUGUUCAACUCUGAGUUUAUUUUUACAUGGUGAAUGCAUAUCUGAUAUGUUUUGCUAGGAAUUCAAAACUAAACCUAAUUUCUUUCAGGUGAAUUUUGGAUUAUUUUAAUUUAUUUAAAGACCAAGUUCACUGAGAAAUGGUUAUUCAACCUGUUUUGGGGAUACGAUCAGAUUUUCACAUGCAGGCUAAUUAUGGAAAUAGUCCUUUACACUUAUUUCCUGCAGUAGCCACUGAUAGAAAUAAGGCAGGAAAUGCUAGGAUUAAAAAGUAUUAAAAAGUAUUCAGUCAGCCUCCGAUUGUGCAAGUUCUCCCACUUAAAAAGAUGAGAGAUUCCUACAAUUUUCAUCAUGCAAAUACCUCAACAAUGAAAAUGAGAAAAAAAUACAGAAAAUCAGUCUAAUUUAUAAAGAAUUUAUUUGCAAAUUAUGCUGAAAAAUAAGUUUUUGAUCAAUAACAAAAGUCCAUCUCAAAACUUUGUUAUACACCAUUUUGUUAGUAAUGACAGAGUUCAAAUGUUUCCUGCAGUUCUUUCAACGGUUGGCGUAGUGUGUUACUGAUGGUAGCCUUUGUAACGUUGGUCCCAAAUCUAUGUCAAGACAUUCUCACACCCAAAGCAUCAAAAUAUGACGCGUGUGACCAAGCCUCAAUACAUGACGAUUCAGGAUGCCCCAGCGUGUCAGGAGACGACGAUCAGGGACACACUGAUGACGCAACGUCCCAGAGCGUUGGUAUCCGACGCUGGUGGUGAGACGGACAUUAGAUCGACUUGUGAACUAUUUAACCUUCCCCUCACCCCAAUCCUAACCUUAAGGUCACAGUUACUGACCUUAAGGUUAGGAUUGGGGUGAGGGGAAGGUUAAAUAGUCGAAUAAUGUCCGUGUGACCACGGGUGUCAAACACUGACGUCAGCGGAGCCAUGUGUCCCUGAUCGUCAUCUCCUGACGCGCUGGGGCAUCCCCAAUCGUCAUAUAUUGAGGCUUGAUCGCACGCGUCAUAUUUUGACGCUUUGGGUGUGAGAAUGUGUUGUCUCUGCAGGUCAGUCACUAGGUCCCCCGUGUAGUUCUGGGGGUUUUGCUCACCGUUCUUCUGAUCAUUUUGCCCCAUAAGUUGAGAUCUUGUGUGGAGCCCCUGAUGGAGGGAGGUUAUCAGUGGUCUUGUAUAACUUCUACAUUCCAAAUUCUCCCACAGUUGAUUUCUUCAAUGCAAGCUGCUUACCUAUUGCAGAUUCUGUCUUCCCAGCCUAGUGCAGGUCUACAGUUUGUUUUCUGGUGUCCUUUGACAGCUCUUUGGUCUUGGCCUUAGUGGAUAUUGGAGUGUGAUUGAGGUUGUGUAAAGGUUUCUUUUAUACUGAUAAAUACUGGAACAGUCUACCACUCAGCAUAAGAGACUUACACUCAUAUUUAAACACUUGAAGGAAAACCAAACCUGUAUCCAUCAGCAGCAUGUCCUCAUAGUGACAUGUUGUCUGUUCCUAGUUUCCUUGUUUUAAAUAUAAUACUUUGCUUUCUUCUAUCACUUUUAUCACCUGCCUAGGGGCUACAGAUAUAAAUUAGCACUUGUGCUACAAUCAGGCAUAUUUACUGAUACAAUUUUUUGUUGAAGUUCAUUAAUAUGCACUGUCCCUGUUAAAUAAAUAAACAAAUAAAUAACAACGAGAUCCAACAGGUGCCAUUAUUAUAAAUAACAAGUGGAGGACAGAAAUUUAGCUUUUAUUAGGAAACCAAACACUUAUUUUCCAUCAUAACUUGCAAAUAAAUUCUUUAAAAAUCAGACAAUGUGAUUUUCUGGAUUUAUUUUUUCUCUUUUUGUCUCUCAUAGUGGAGGUAUAGACCUACUUAUGACAAAAAGCACAGGCCUCUCGUCUUUUUCAGUGAGAAAACUUGCACAAUUGGAGGCUGAAUAAAUAUUUUUGCACCACAUCACACUGAAAAUUAGCAUUUAUGGACUCACCCAUUUUAGCUGAAGUUGCUUUAGCGUCUCGGAUAGUAGAAGCUAACCAUUAGCAUUAGCGACUCCACAACAUGACAGAACUCCUUCAGGGUUGUUAUAUUUUUGGUGAUAAACAUUAUUGUUGUACAGCAAAGGAAGAUGGUAGAGUCACGUUGCUGUUAGCUAAUCAGAGGUGAGAUGACUGAAUAUCAGGAACCUGCCAUCUUCUGCUCACCUCUGCUCUGGCCCACUUCUAGUUCCUGAAACAGGAACUCACAAAGCAGUCAUUUCCCUUGCUAAUGUGUUGAAAAAAUGAGCGAACUUGGUCUUUAAUUGAAAAUAAGCAUUUAUCUUUCCUGUAACACUUUAGUUUAGGGAACACAACUUAAACAUUCAUUAGCUGCCAAUUAAUAUGCAUAUUAGUGGACUACUAAGUCAUAACUAGUCAUUAUUAAGCACUUAUUAACAGCUUAUUACUAAUGCCGUAAUUCUAACAUUAACAGGCCAUAAAUUAGGAGUUUUAUCAUAAUAAGCCAUUCAUAAUUGGUUGUAAACUGAAAGUAAAUGGUUUGUUGCUGAUUAACGCACUUACUAAGAAGCUCAAAUCAAUAUGUGGCUUUUAAAGAAGUCAUUCAAGGAGAACACAUCCUUGCCUUUAAGUGGUUAAUUAAUACUGAACUACUAGUAGUUAGGUAUGAACAAAAUCUGACUUUAGAAUGAGGAACUGAUUCUUCCUUACAAGUGGAUAGAUUGUUGUUUAGGCUCUAUCAACAUGAGGUGUUUGGUUUUUAUGUACAUAAUACCACAACAUGAUAUUUUUGGUUGCUAAUGAAGAAUAAUUAUUCCCCUUGAAUUACUUCUUUAAAAGCCACGCAUUGAUUUGACUUUUGUGUGUUAAUCAGCAACAAAUAAGAAUGGCUCAUUAAACUCUUAAUUUAUGGCCUGUUAAUGUUAGAUUUAUAGCAUUGGUAAUAAGCACCUAAUAAUAGCUUAAUAAUGACUAAUUCUGACUUAGUAGUCCACUAAUAUGCAUAUUAAUUGGCAGCUAAUUAAUGGUUAAUUCGUGUUCCCUGAGCUAAAGUGUUACCAUUUCUGCAAGAGUGCUCUGAUAAUAGGAUCAAAUGUGGUUACUACUUGGACAACUUGCCUUUUUAAAUCACACUUCCUUUUAAGCAUCACCUUUUUGCCUUGUGAUUUGAAGUUAAACACUUUUUUUUCUUAAAAUGCACUUUGGUUUUGUUCAAAAACCUAUUUCUGUUAUCUUGAUUUUACAUAUCUCAUGGUUCAUUUGAAGGAUAACACUUCACAUCUGAUUUUUGGCCUUGUGUGGCUUCGCUUUAAUACAACAAGAAUGCAUGAAUGAGCCAAAUUUCCCCUUUGUUCAGUACAUUUAGUAUAGUAAAAAAAAUACAAUACAGGGUACUUUUUAGGCAUGCAAGUAAGGACAUUUCUACAAUAUAUUACCAGAAACUUUCAAAAUGUAUUUUAAAAACAUGCUUCAUAUCUGAAACCUAAAUUUCCCACUUCAGAAUCAGUCUUUUUAUUAUUUAUUGCAGAAGUGCACUCACCCUACUGUUGGUUUUUACUGUUUCAUGUCAGCACCUUACUAUACGUAAGCUCUGUACCAUUGAUUCCUGAAAUGUCGUUGCUUUCUGCGUGUUCUCAUGGGAAUAAACAUAGUUUGGCCGAAACAACAA
This is a messenger RNA of Nothobranchius furzeri (turquoise killifish), 6034 nucleotides long. RefSeq names its product potassium inwardly rectifying channel subfamily J member 5 (gene kcnj5). Gene Ontology annotation, molecular function: inward rectifier potassium channel activity. Gene Ontology annotation, biological process: regulation of monoatomic ion transmembrane transport; potassium ion import across plasma membrane. Gene Ontology annotation, cellular component: plasma membrane. Lineage: Eukaryota; Metazoa; Chordata; Actinopteri; Cyprinodontiformes; Nothobranchiidae. The record is from RefSeq and is a predicted model, not a curated record.